Messenger RNA from Talaromyces atroroseus, 2082 nucleotides. RefSeq lists its product as hypothetical. Lineage: Eukaryota; Fungi; Ascomycota; Eurotiomycetes; Eurotiales; Trichocomaceae. Gene Ontology annotation, molecular function: DNA-binding transcription factor activity, RNA polymerase II-specific; RNA polymerase II cis-regulatory region sequence-specific DNA binding; zinc ion binding. Gene Ontology annotation, cellular component: nucleus. The record is from RefSeq and is a predicted model, not a curated record. The transcript has 4 exons. Gene Ontology annotation, biological process: DNA-templated transcription; positive regulation of transcription from RNA polymerase II promoter by galactose. The coding region runs from base 1 to 2082 and encodes 693 amino acids.
AUGCCUCGCCCCAAGGUGCGGCCCGAAGACCGGUUGCGAGCUCCUCGGGCUUGUCUGGCUUGCAAGGCCUCCAAGAUCCGCUGCGACGCUCAACGUCCCUGUGCCUCCUGUGUGCGACGGAAGCAUCCCGAUGCCUGUGUCUACUCCGGCGUUGAUGGACGGCGACGGAGAACAUUCUCUCGUGCGGACAGUCAAGCCCAAAGUCCCGGCUUCUCAGAUGAGCAUCCGACGCCGCGUGAACAGGGCGCAAAUCUGCCCUCACCAAGCUCUCGGCAUCGUUCCUCGCGCAAAGUGUAUGUGGGUGAAACGUCGUCAUUGUCGUUUCUACAUUUCUUGAGGAAAACGGUCAAGUCGUACGUGGGAUCGGUCUCGUUUACCGACUCGGAGCGUCGCCACGUUGUUCUCGAAACGGAGAUCGCACAGCCAGCAGAUCGUACACCACCAGAGUUAACCGCGGAGAAAAUCUAUGAUCUGCUGGAAUCAUAUUUUGAAGCGGUCAGUCGGUUUUCCGAAGGAUCACACUUCGUGGUUUACCUCUUCACGGCAGAGGAGAUAGACUCGCUGGUUGCAGACAAGUCGCUAAUGUCGAUGUUUACUUUGGAGUCCAGCUCUAGACGCGAAGAUUCCGCCGCCUUGGAUCUUGCGCUGGCGAUUGGCGCUCAGCGGAGAGGAGAGGAUUCUGAUCUCGCCAUGGGCUACUUUUGCCGUGCACGCCAAAUUGCCUUUGAGGACAUGUUGAUGGGCCAGAGCGUCAGAAGUGUCAGACUUUUUCUCCUCCUUUCCUUCUUUAUGCUCGGCGCAUGCCACCGAAAUGCCGCAUCCAUGUUUCUGGGAGUGGCUGCGAAAGCUGCAGUGAUCUUGGAUCUACACAAUCUAGAAAGCUACGGUGGUCUCGUGGAAGACGAAUACUGGCUGAGACUACGGAUAUGGAAUAGCACUCGAAACUUCGACAUACUCAGUAGUUUCAUUCUAGGGAGACCCAGAAGUCUGCCCACCGUCCCGCGAAAUUCCGUUCAGCCAGAAAUACCGCUGGGCAAAAGCCUCUACAGCCCGCAGUCUGCGUUUCGUGAAACUGUCAAGUUAUGUAGCCUGUUUGAAGAUAUAAUGGACACCCUCAAUAAAGACAACAUCCUGCAUGUUCCCACCGCGGAGAAUUUCCUCAAGAGGCUCCGCCAAUGGAGUCAGGAAUUGCCUCCAUCUAUACGUCGGUUUACGCCCGGUGUCUCUUCUCCUCAAUCAUGCAAGGAUGGUGGGCAUGGUUCCGACUUGAGUCCUUCGGAUUGGCAGUUAUUGAUAGGAAAUAUGCAUAUUUCAUGCAUAUACUAUUUUGCCGUCAUACUGAUUACCAGGCCAUAUUUGAUCGCGUACCUGAUGUCGCGGCUCCGUGGCAAAGCACCUGACCAUCUCAUUACAGAUCCCGACGAAGCCUCUGAUGUUACUAUCAAAAACAACAAGGUUUCCAAGUUGGGCCAGGUCUGUGUUAGCUCGGCUGUGUAUAUGGUUGAUAUGUGUCAAAAAGUGCAGAACUUGACCUUGACUCUUGGGAAUCUCGGCUUACUCAAAGCCUGGGUAUUUGGUGCCGGUCUUGUCCUCGGAUUUUCCAUGUUCGCCGGUGAGCCCCGAAAGGACAUUGAAAUAUGUUUUGAAAACGCUCGCAGCGUGCUCGCUAGUAUAGCAACAACCAGUCCCCAGGCCGAACUUUAUCAUGAUAUUUUAACCAGCUUUUCAGAGGCAGUCACCAAAUACCGUCGUCGGGUAGCGGGAGAAGUCAGGCGAACUGUCCAGCAUUACAUGGACCAGAUCUUGAUUUUGGAGCAGGCAUCCUUGCAUAUAAAUCAUGAGAUCCAACCAAACAAUAGCAAUCAGCAGUUCCCUGGUAACAUGGCAGAUAAACUCGAGACGAAUUCGAGUAGUCCGCCGGACCCUAUCUCUGAUUGCACAAAAGGCGCACACACACUAAUUCAAAUGGCUUCUUCAUUGGACACUGAAUACGACGAUUGGGAGGACCUCGAUAUGCAGUUUUUCGAUGGGUUUCUUCCAGAUCCGGAGCCGUUCGAUCAGUUGUUUCACACCGUUGAAUAG